This is a messenger RNA of Phytomonas sp. EM1, 1824 nucleotides long. Lineage: Eukaryota; Euglenozoa; Kinetoplastea; Trypanosomatida; Trypanosomatidae. The record is from the annotation of a GenBank genome assembly.
AUGCAGCGCUACUUCAUGAAUACGUCCUACUUACAGGACCGCCUCAAGGCACUGCACCAACUUCACAAUCGCGCCGUCACGGAUUACGCGGAGCUCGUGCAGAACCUCAACGAAGAGUGUUCUAUCCUUUGUGAUGUUAUUCCUAACUAUCGCAUUUCGGCGACCUUGGAGCAAGAGGAUGGACAGACAGACCAGAGAAAGAAAAAAGAGGUUUUCAAAGUUCAGCAACUAGAACACGAGGUGUUGACUCAAUACGAGCACUUUCUGCAGCUACUGCGGAAGCUCAGCAAGAAAUCUCACCCCGAGCAGCAGGCGCUUGGCAGUCGUAUGUGUGCCCGCUUAGUGAGUUCCGCGGCUCCCGAGUUCAACCACGCCGAAACACUCUUGAUACUGGCUGUAAAUUUUGCUAAUAGUAAGUCCACUCGCGUUGCCCAGCCUUGCAUGAACGCACUUUUCGAGUUGCUGGGUGGUCAAAUGGUUUCUGACGCGACUGAGCACGUUGUGGCGGCCUUGCUAGCCAUCGUUCGAAAGAAGAGUUACGCCAUGAACCCCAAGCUGCUCAACAUCCUGCUGCAUAUUCGGGUGGCGAUGGUGGACAUGCAUCGCGCUGACUUCACCGAGGAAAAGGCCAAGAAUAAGCGACUGAAAAAAGAGGACAAAGAGCUAGCACGGCAAAUGCAAAAGGCAAAGGCCCGGCGAGAUCGGGCCGAGCUUGCAGUGAAGCAGUCUCGCAUUAUUCACCGCGUUUUUGUAAUCUACUUGCGUGUGCUGGAGGCUGCCAAGGCGUGUUCGCCGAUACACAAAACCAAGAUCCUGGCCCCUGCCCUAGAGGGGCUUCUUAAGUUCGCGCCACUUAUCAAUAUUGAGCUGUACCAGCAGCUCAUGCAAGUCCUUAAGGAUCUCGUAUGUGACGAGGAGACAUCCGUUACGACAAAGCUGCAUGCUCUCGUGGCUGCUGCUGCUUUGGCCCAAAAGGAUGCGACGACCACCUCAUCCGAGUGGAGCGUAGACCUUAGCUACUUUCACGAGGUUCUUUUUCGUUGUCUGCCUGAGGCGUUGGGCAUUCCCAGUGCUGAGGGGACCGAACGAGGCAAGAUGACUCGUGACUCAAAGGACGAGGGCGAAGAGUGUAGCCGAGGGGAUGAGGAUGAGGUGUCCUCACGUGGGAGCCUUUCGUCGGUGGCGUUUUCCGUUGCGAACUCAAUGGCUCAAGGAAGCAGCCUCGUGCAGGCGAACGCCGCUAAAGAGUGGACAUUCCAUGUGAACCUGGUCCUACGCGCUGUGGAUAUGCUAGUGCUUUCUCAAAAGCAUCUUUCCAUCGUCCGGAUCACCGCAUUUGUGCGGCGGCUGGUCCAGUUUAUUCCGUCUUGUCCUCCUCAUGCGAGCAUGGCACUCUUGGUGCUGGUGCAUCGACUCUUGCUCCGCUACCCGCUUGCAUCUGGGAUUAUUCUUGGCGGGAACGAUAAUGUUAUAGCGGGGCGCGGCGUAUAUAAUCCUGAAGCCUUACAGACCGCUUCCGCAAAUGCUGAUGCGAGUUUUACAUGGGAGUUAAGCUGCUUAUCUCGUAGUUAUCACCCAACGUUGCGGCAAUUAGCAGAGACUUUUUGCAAGCACUAUCAUCGUCUUGGUAAGUCGCAGAACGGUCAGGCUCCUGUUGUAACCAAGCAGCUGGAUGCACUCGGUCCUUAUGAAAUACUGGAGGAGUAUGAUCCUUCUUUGGGAAAUUGGAAGCCCCGUACACCGUUGCCAGGAGGGUUGAAGGCUGAAAGAACGAGUAACCUCAAGAGGCUUCGUGAGGAGGGAAAGGACGGGGAGGGUGUCUAA